Messenger RNA from Phytophthora nicotianae INRA-310, 1081 nucleotides. Its product is annotated as eukaryotic translation initiation factor 6. Gene Ontology annotation, molecular function: ribosomal large subunit binding. The record is from RefSeq and is a predicted model, not a curated record. The transcript has a single exon. The coding region runs from base 151 to 888 and encodes 245 amino acids. NCBI's taxonomy places the organism in Eukaryota, Oomycota, Peronosporomycetes, Peronosporales, Peronosporaceae. Gene Ontology annotation, cellular component: preribosome, large subunit precursor; cytosol; nucleolus. Gene Ontology annotation, biological process: ribosomal subunit export from nucleus; maturation of LSU-rRNA; cytosolic ribosome assembly.
CACAAUGGGUACAGCUUCGUCAGCACUAAGUGCGAAUCGUUUCAAGUGAGUUGGUGGCCAAAAAGCUUCGCCCCAUUUGUCAAUCAGAAGCUCUCGAGUCACCAGCGCAACCUUCUCUCUAUAUCUACAUACUCACACACAUAACCAGCCAUGGCUAUCCGUUGUCAGUUCGAGAACAGCAAUGAGAUCGGUGUCUUCUCCAAGCUCACCAACUCGUACUGCCUUGUGUGCGUUGGCGGAAGCGAGAACUUCUACAGUACCUUCGAGUCCGAGUUGGCCGACCACAUCCCCGUGGUGCACGCCAGUAUCGCAGGCUGUCGCUUCGUGGGACGCGUGGCUGUGGGUAACAAGCGCGGCCUGUUGCUUCCCAGCACCACCACGGACCAGGAGAUGCAGCACAUCCGUAACGCUCUGCCCGACACGGUCGUGGUACAGCGUGUGGAGGAGCGACUCUCGGCUCUGGGUAACUGCAUUACUACGAACGAUCACGUGGCGCUCGUGCACACGGAUUUGGACCGCGAGACGGAGGAGAUCGUGGCCGACACGCUUGGCGUCGAAGUAUUCCGCCAGACAGUCGCUGGCAACGCGCUCGUAGGCAGCUACAGCGCUCUGUCCAACCAGGGAUGCCUCGUGCAUCCGCGUACCAGCGUCGAGGACCAGGAGGAACUCAGUUCGCUUUUGCAGGUGCCCGUUGUGGCCGGUACUGUCAACCGUGGUAGCGACGUCAUCGGCGCCGGUCUUGUGGUGAAUGAUUGGACGGCCUUCUGCGGCCUGGACACCACGUCCACCGAGAUCUCAGUGGUCGAGAGCAUCUUCAAGCUCCAGAACGCGCAGCCCGCCAGCAUUGCUACCACCAUGCGCAGCGCUCUCAUCGACUCUAUGACCUAAGGCAGCAGACAGUUACAACGGGCAGGACAAAGAGCGCAAUUCAUUUCACGGGUUCAAGGAACAAGCUCCUGUGCUGAAGACUUGGAGAGGCUCCAGUCCCCCGUGCUUUAGCUAUUUAACCGUACGCUCCAAUAGAUGCUUUGCCAACAGAAAACUUGUCAUUAAUUACCAUGCCACAUCUUCGUUGUCUUGA